This is a messenger RNA of Macrosiphum euphorbiae (potato aphid), 1101 nucleotides long. NCBI's taxonomy places the organism in Eukaryota, Metazoa, Arthropoda, Insecta, Hemiptera, Aphididae. The record is from the annotation of a GenBank genome assembly.
AUGGCGCGUCAACAACAGUUCAUGGCACUAUGGUUGGUGUUCGCGGUCCUGGUGUACGACAACCACGGUUACGUGUCGAACCGGAGAGGGAAAAACCAGAGACCGGGCGUACGGAGCUAUCCUGAAGAUGACAAGAACGUUCGUGGCGGUGUCGGCGCCGAUAUAAACGUCUGCGCUCUCGAACAGAAGACCACCAUCAACUUGUACUGUUACUGUGACGACUCGAAGUCGUUCGCGGCCACGUCGGCCGACUGUUGGGUGUUCAACGACGGCGAGCCUCGUGACUCGGCCGUCUGGCGCGAGUUUCGGUCACAGUCAAACGUGACAAAGCUGACGUUCAACGUGCGUGGCACCUCGUCCAAGACACUGUCGUUCGUGCCCACCGAGGCUCUGGCCCAGAUGCCGGAGCUCCGCACGCUGGAGAUCGUGUACGCCGACAUCGGGACCGUGCAUUCACACGCUUUUGCCAAUCUGUCCCUAUUGCAGGACCUCGCCCUGGUCCGGAAUAACAUCGUGCAGCUGGCUCGGGAUUCGAUCGCGUACAUGAACGACCUGCGCGUGGUCACGCUCGGUGACAACGCCAUCGAGAGCAUCAGCAACGACGUGUUCGCCCGGCUGCCCGCUCUUCGGAAGCUGUACAUGGACCGGAACAACAUCAGCUACAUUGCCGAGGGGGCUUUCGAGCAACUUCGAAAGCUCGAGGAGCUCGACCUGUCCGACAACAGGUUGACGGGAUCGCUGUCCAGGUACGUGUUCCUCGGAUUGGUGUCGGUAAAACGGCUGGACAUGCGGGCGAACCACUUAGACAGGGUGGGCCCGGAUGCAUUCGCCGAGCUGGUGUGCCUUGAGGAGCUCGUGCUGGAGGACAACGUCAUAAAGACGAUUGACGGCAGGGGAUUUUCCGGACUGCCCAGCCUCCAGCGGCUGAUCUUGGCAGAAAACCGAUUGACUGCCCUCGAUGACCGUACUUUCCAUAGUCUCGACAAGCUGAAGUUCAUUGACAUUAGAUACAACAACCUGCAAACGCUCACGUUCGGCGCCGUGGAACCGAUCUUGGAACGGCUCCGGAACACAACGUUCUUUUUCCAUUUUAAAGGUUAG